AUAUUUUUAAAAUUCUUUUUUUCUUAUUUCACUUUAGUAUUGCACAUCAAUGCGAAGAAUACUGCAAGGUGUUAGUGUAAUUAUGGCAACAUUUAGUGAUUUAUAUCAGAGCUCUGGUAGUCCUGUCUCUAGGGCUGUUUUGGCUGUAAUUCAUGGUGUAAAGUAUAUAAUUAAUCCUGAAUUAAGAGCUCAACAGAUAGUAGAUGUUGCACAGAAUUCAUCAGUUGAGUUUCUGAAAGCUUUCUGGAGUCUUAGUGAAACUCCUUUCAUGAAGAAGUUACCUGCUUGGGUAUGUCCAAAAUUGGAAGUGAGAGAGGAUAUUUUUAUUCCUUCUGAACCUGUAACUUUAAUACAUACUGAAACAAACGAAUAUGUUGUAAUAUCACCCCCUUCAUCUCAUAUUGCCCCUGCACCCAUUCGCUGUCUUCUUUUGUCUGCUGUACAUCGUGAGGGUCAAGUUGUGAAUAAAAAUGGAAGAAAAAAAAAUUCAAAGCCUAGGUCUCGGAGCUUGUUAUUUCAUUGUCAUGGAGGUGGUUUUAUUUCUCAAACUCCUGAGUCGCAUGAAAUAUAUCUGAGAAACUGGGCACAUGAUUUGAAUGUUCCCAUUUUAUCUGUUGAUUAUACCCUUUCACCUCAAGCUCCAUUUCCCAGAGCUUUGGAAGAAGUUCUUUUGGCAUAUGCAUGGGCACUAAAUAAUGCUGAUAAAUUAGGUUGGACAGGGGAAAACAUAUGCUUUGCUGGAGAUAGUGCUGGGGGUAAUAUAUUGAUGGGAAUAGUACUAAAAUGUAUUUCCUUGAAAAUUCGUCAACCUGAUGCUGUGCUGUGUGCAUAUACACCUCUGAUCCUUGAUAUGAUGCCUUCCCCAUCACGUUUGUUAUGCUGGAUCGAUCCUUUACUACCUCUAGGUUUUAUGAUUAGCUGUUUAGAUGCAUAUGCUGGAGCAAUGCAGACUGACGGAGAUGAAUAUGAGGAAGAACCAAAUCAUGGAGCUUCAGGAACUAGGUCAAGAAAAAUAUCCUCUAUAAGUGAAAUAUUUGAUUCAAGUGUAAUGUUUCUAAAGCAGUAUGAAUGGACAGAAGUUGAAGCAAAUGAGCCAUCAGAUGUUGAUUUAGAUGUUUCAGCAUUUGGCUAUGAAAAAGAGACUUUAAAUAAGCCUGACAAAAAUGAUUAUAUCCAUGAUUUCCUCAAAGAAUGCUGUUCUAGUAUUGUAAAUAUUUCUUCUGAAGAUGAUGAGGACCAUAUGGAACAUGAUGUGUUCAACUUACCAAAUGACAUAAUGUUUGAUAUUAAAGAAAAGUUUUGUGCUGUUGCACAUUCUGCUAUUAACAAAUUAUCCCAGGCUUUUAUUUCAACAUCACUUUAUCAAAAAGUGAUUUCUCCAUUUAUACCACUUAAAAUAUUUCCACAUCAAGUGUUGCAUAGCCCAUUCAGAAGUUCUUCAAAGUCAUCUAUUCUUCAGAAAAUAAGAAAAUUGAAAAUUGUGUCAAGAAAUCCAUUCAUGUCUCCUCUUUUGGCAUCAGAAGAAUUUUUGAAGCAAAUGCCACCAAUUUACUUUGUGGUAAGUAUUUUAUAUUAUUUUUGUUGUUGGAAAGAAAGCAAUGUGCAAAACUGUGUCAUCUUAAAUUUAAUUUUGCAGUGUUUUAUCGCAACUAGAAUUAAACAUUUCUUUACUAUUCAUUUGCCUCAUAUUCUCAUAUAAAUAAAAUCUGUGUUG
Messenger RNA from Stegodyphus dumicola, 1714 nucleotides. RefSeq names its product hormone-sensitive lipase (gene Hsl). The record is from RefSeq and is a predicted model, not a curated record. Gene Ontology annotation, cellular component: cytosol. Gene Ontology annotation, biological process: triglyceride catabolic process; cholesterol metabolic process. Gene Ontology annotation, molecular function: triacylglycerol lipase activity; sterol ester esterase activity. NCBI's taxonomy places the organism in Eukaryota, Metazoa, Arthropoda, Arachnida, Araneae, Eresidae.